CCCUCGCGCCUGCGCACUGUGCGAAGCACACUCGCAUCACAACCUCCAUUUCAGAUCGUCGCACCUACGCGUUUUACGCCGAGCUGUAGCUGAGAAAGAGAGUUUGGUGAAGAGGAUUAGAUAUCGUCGUAAUAAGACGCUUACAUUGUUUAAAGGGUUGUCACCUCACAGAAAUCAUGAGUUUCCAGUUGAACUUGCCACCGUCCGAAAUUGGGCGGUUGGCAAGAUCAGAGCAGUCUGCAGGAGAUGGUGAGACUAAAAAACAGUCCCGAGAGGACUGGAAGAAAAUGAAAGAAUUAGAAGAAGCCCGUAAAGCUGGCACAGCACCAGCCAUGACAGAUGAAGAGGGGAAGGAUAUUAAUCCUCACAUCCCCCAGUAUAUCAUGCAGGCUCCUUGGUAUAUAGGAGCCAAAACUCCUACACUUCGUCAUCAACGACCACAGAAUGAAAAACAAAAGAAGUUUGAUGGGCUGAAUGUUGAAGUAAAGAAAGGUGUAAAAGAGGGUCCUGUUGCACGGAAGUGGCGCAAGGGAGCUUGUGAAAACUGUGGGGCUAUGGGUCAUAACAAGAAAGAGUGUUUUGAGCCGCUAAGAAGGAGAAUGGCAAAGUAUACAGGAGAAAAGAUUGCCCCAGACGACAUAAUUCCCCACCAAUUAAAUUAUGAUUUUGAGGGUAAGCGCGACAUCUGGAAUGGUUUUGAUUCAGUUGAACUUACACGGCAAAUAUUUGAUGACUACAGUAAACUUGAGGAGGCAAAGCAGGCGCUUAAGGAAGCUGACUUGGAAGAAAAAUUUUUAAGAAAAGCAAACAACGAAGAAAAGGAAGGUGACGACGAGGACAAGUAUGCAGAAGAUAUGGAUAUGCCUGGUCAAAAGUUUGAAACAAAGCAGCGCAUCACUGUGAGGAAUCUCCGUAUCCGAGAAGAUACUGCAAAGUACCUGUUCAAUCUAGAUCUCAACUCCGCACACUACGAUCCCAAGACAAGAUCAAUGAGAGACAACCCCUUGCAGGGUUCUCGUAAAGAUGCUAUAAUAGAAACACAAUAUAUUGGUGACAACUUUGUAAGAUUAUCUGGAGAUGCAGAGGAAUUUGCUAGGAAGCAAUUAUUUGCAUGGGAGGCUUAUGAGAAAGGCACAGAUGUCCACCUGCAGGCUGAUCCUACAAAACUGGAGCUUCUGCACAAGGAGUUCUUGCAACGCCGUGACACCUUCAAGCAGACAGCUAAGGACAGUGUGCUUGAUCGAUAUGGAGGACACGAGCAUUUGGAGGCUCCUCCAAAGCAGUUGCUGCUGGCUCAAACAGAGGACUAUGUCGAAUACUCGAGGCAUGGCACGGUCAUCAAAGGCCAAGAGAAGGCUGCUGUCAAGUCUAGAUAUGAAGAAGAUGUGUAUCCAAACAAUCAUCAGAGUGUUUGGGGUUCGUUUUGGAGGGAUGGACGGUGGGGCUACAAAUGUUGCCAUUCCCUGGUGAAGGAGUCUUACUGCACAGGGGAAGCUGGCAUCGUAGCCGAACAGGAAAGCAUCGAUAUGCCCAGUCACCUUAGUGUAGAGCAAGGGACGGUGGCACUUAGAGAGAUAUCCACAGAUGACCAGCCUGACAAGCAGGAGAAGAAAAAAAAGAAGAACAAGGACAAAAAGAAGAAGAAAAGGAAGCACAGAUACUCCAGUGAUGACGAAUCAGAUGAAGAGAAGAAGAAAAAGAGACUUAAGAAGGCUUUGGAACAGGAAGAUGCACACCAGAAGCGAAUGACUGAGCUGUUGCAGAUAGACGAGCGGAAACGACCGUACAACAGCAUGUGCGACGUGCGUGCCCCCACAGAGGAUGAGAUGGAGGCAUUCCGAAUGAAGCAGCACAGAAGCGAGGACCCUAUGGCUGCUUUUCUCUCGAAGUGAUUUUUGUAUUUAUGUGUGUCGAGAACAGCUGAGGACAGAAGCCAAUUAUUGCACCCAGACACCGGCUGGUAGUGAAGACUAAGUUAUGCGGUGGGAUCAACAGCAAAUGUAAAAAAUGUGUAGCACUGCUUGAUACUUUCCGCAUGGCAUCCUUGCUGAGCUGGCAAGGUGUUCAGCAGGAUUCCUUGUAAGCUGUUUCAGGAUUAUUAUAAUUGAAUACAAAAGUAGGAUUUUUUGGUGAAAUGAUUGAUAAAUGCUUUCAGGUCCAAAUGUUUUACAAUAGAUGACACUUAUUACAUAUUAGUGAAACGAUGAGAUUGGUAUUUGAAAAAAUUGAGCAAUGUCAUACAUGUGACUUAUGUUGUAAAAUAUUAAAGACAAUGAAAACAAA
Messenger RNA from Pomacea canaliculata, 2283 nucleotides. Its product is annotated as pre-mRNA-splicing factor SLU7-like. The record is from RefSeq and is a predicted model, not a curated record. Gene Ontology annotation, molecular function: pre-mRNA 3'-splice site binding; zinc ion binding. Gene Ontology annotation, biological process: mRNA splicing, via spliceosome. The transcript is spliced from 15 exons. Lineage: Eukaryota; Metazoa; Mollusca; Gastropoda; Architaenioglossa; Ampullariidae. The coding region runs from base 177 to 1892 and encodes 571 amino acids. Gene Ontology annotation, cellular component: spliceosomal complex.